AUGAACUCGGUUUCAAUAGCAAACGUUCGUAGUCGAGCUGAACGUCGCAAAUGGCUCAUUGAAUUUAUUGGCUUUUGGCUUCUUGGUCUUUGCAAUAAUUUUGGUUAUGUAGUAAUGUUAAGUGCUGCCCAUGACAUUUUAAAACAGGAAGGAAAUGAUAGUACCACUCAGCCGGUGUCACAUAAUACAACAAAUCGAUUUGAUUGUAAUCCAACAUCGACAGGAGCUAUUCUACUAGCGGAUAUUUUACCAGCAUUAAUUAUUAAAGUAACAGCUCCAUUUUUUAUGCACAAAAUCUUAUAUAAUAUUCGCUUCGUUUUGAUUGUCAUAUUUGCUGUUAGUGCUUUGGUCAUUGUCGGCCUUUCAAAAGUUGUUGCUUUCAGUUUAUUUGGUGUUGCUUGUGCAAGUAUCAGUUCAGGUUUUGGUGAAAUAACAAUGUUGCAAUUAACAUCAUUUUAUCCUAAACAUACGGUUAGUGCAUGGUCGAGCGGUACAGGUGCUGCUGGUUUACUUGGUGCUCUAUCGUUUGCAGCAUUAACGGGACCACUGAAAGUCAAACCUAGAACUGCUAUUCUUAUUUUACUUUUCAUACCUGCUCUUCAAGUGUUCAGUUAUAUUAUGGUCGGAGCUAGUCAAGCUGCUGCAAAGCAUCGAGCAUAUCAACAGAUAAGUGAUGCGACAACAACUGAUGCUGAUACAGACAAUGAUACUGAAGAAAAGAUAACAGUUAAUAAAACUACAAUAGUUACAAAGUUCACGAAUAAACUUCAACUAGUGAAACCACUAUUGAAAUAUAUGAUUCCAUUGUCACUUGUUUAUUUUGCUGAAUAUUUAAUUAAUCAAGGAUUGUAUGAACUUAUUUUCUUUCACAAAUCAAAUCUAUCACAUUCAUCUCAAUAUCGUUGGUACUCGGUGACUUAUCAAUUGGGUGUUUUCAUUUCACGUUCAUCAGUAGCGCUUUUCAGAAUUAAUCAUCUUUGGAUUUUACCAAUUAUUCAAUUUACUAAUCUGGGUAUAUUUUUUGCUUGUGUCUAUCGUACCGCUUUUAUACCAAGUAUAUGGUUAGUUUUUGGAUUAGUUGUAUUUGAAGGUUUAAUAGGUGGUGGAGCCUAUGUCAAUACAUUUUACAAGAUAUCAAUUGAAAUUCCGGAACCUGAUCGUGAAUUUUCUAUGGGUGUUGCAUCAGUGGGUGAUUCAUUUGGAAUCACAUUUGCAGGUCUAUUAGCAAUUCCACUUCAUAAUGCAAUAUGUCAAUAA
Molecule: messenger RNA, 1257 nt
Organism: Rotaria socialis
Lineage: Eukaryota; Metazoa; Rotifera; Eurotatoria; Philodinida; Philodinidae
Source: the annotation of a GenBank genome assembly